Messenger RNA from Anolis carolinensis (green anole), 1512 nucleotides. RefSeq names its product structural maintenance of chromosomes protein 6. Gene Ontology annotation, biological process: spindle localization; chromosome localization to nuclear envelope involved in homologous chromosome segregation; telomere localization. The transcript has 13 exons. Gene Ontology annotation, molecular function: dynein complex binding. The record is from RefSeq and is a predicted model, not a curated record. The coding region runs from base 380 to 1426 and encodes 348 amino acids. NCBI's taxonomy places the organism in Eukaryota, Metazoa, Chordata, Lepidosauria, Squamata, Anolidae. Gene Ontology annotation, cellular component: chromosome, telomeric region; lateral element; meiotic nuclear membrane microtubule tethering complex.
AUACAAGGAGGGACAUAGAGACACACAACAUAGUUUAUUUGUACAUGGACUCAGCCAAUCUACAGAAGAAUCAAAUUAGGCAUAUUUGAAUAUAUUUCUUGACAAAGAAUGCCAUGAGUGAAACAAAGGUCUAGUAGCACGACCACCACCACAAAGACUGUAUAAUUCUUAGGUCUUGCUGAAAUUCAAAGUGGGACCACUGGGAAUACAUGACCUAUUCACAUGAUAAUAAUUAGCUUCAAAAGAAACAAUCCUUAUUCUAAGGAACAUACAAACUAAACAAACAAAAUGUGGGAGGAGCAAGCAUAGAAUGGGUUAUCAACAGCUCAGUAGUGAAAGUGAAAGUAAAUGAGGCAGCUAGUUUUAUGGGCAUUAUCCCAUGAGGCUGGCAAACUGGAAAUGCAGCAGAAUAAUCACAUCGGCUGCUACUAAGAUUUCUGAAACUUGCGUAGCUGUUGCUACAGGAACCAAGAGUACCCGGGAAACAUGGAUAGCAGCAAAAGGAGCCUCCGUCUUCCAGUCUAGGCAUAUGAAUAUAUGGCUUAGAAAGCAAAUCAACUGUCUCAUUAAUGAAGGGAACAACAUCAAGGCAAAUGUUUGGGAUCUGCAAGUGACUAUGAGGAACAUGAAAGCUGAGCUCAAAAGGAUAAAGCACACUGAAGAGAAAAUAACUUAUUUAGAAAAAGAGAUUGAAACAGCAAGGAAAAAUCAUGAAGAAGAGAACAUAACCACAUCUUCAGAGGAGCAGUAUCUUAAAAAGCUGGAGAAAGACAAGGAAAAUUUGCAUUUGAGAAUCUUCAUGCUUUCUGAGAAGAGUUCAGCUUUGAUAGCAUCCAAAGAGAUCAACCAGCAAAGUUACCUGCAGCUCUACUGUAAUGUCAAUAAACUACAGAGGGAACUUCAGGAAUGCAAACUGAUCUGUGUGGAGGAAGAUGACGUUUUCACAAAGAUGAAGCACCAAAUCAGAGAGCUAGAAGAGUAUAUACAAGAAUACCAAGGGAAAAUACAGGUUCUUGAAGACAGAGAGAAAAACCUGAAGAAGGAGCUGUCAGCAAUUGUGAAAGACAAGACUCAACAUCGUAUCAAGUUUCAAGGCAAGUUUUUGAACCUACAUCCAAAGAGCUUGAUGUAUGAAAUAGCCAGGGCUGAACUGGAAGAAAAAAUACGGAAAGAAGAAAAUUCUGUGAAGAAGCAGCUUUGUGGUGGUAGGGUAAGGAUAGCCUGGAUCUUCAAAGUGUUGUGGCACUUUGUUGGCUUCCUGCUUGUGAUCCUCCUGCUGGUGUUUCUAGUCACCCUCUUCAUUCUCCAUUUCUGCCUUUCAAAUCAAACUAUGACAGAGGCAUAUCACCACUCUACAUGGCAGAUCAUGGGCUAUUAUAUCCAGCCGUAUAUGGAGAUGCACAGUUCUGGAAUCUUACCAAACUGAUCUCCAAACUGAAAGAAGAUGCUGAAUAGAGAAAGCCUGUCAUUAUAAUGCAUCAGAGUUUGUGGAUAAAGCUGAUAUCCUAUCAA